UGAAUAUUGUUUUAUUUUAUAUUAAACUUGCUAUAUUAAUUGCAUUGAUCUAUGAAACAAAAGUAACAAAAAAUGUAUGCAAUUUUGAAUAUAAUAUUAAUUUAAAGUAUGAAAACAAUUACUUUAACAACAAUAUCAAUUUGAUGUACUCUCUCUCACAAUUCAAUUAGUUGAAUACAUUAAAUAUAAUAGCAAUGUUGGAUACCAUGCGUUCUGUAGAAGAUUGUAACGCUAUACGUUAUGCUUCGUACAGAACUGCUGUUAAGAUGCAAGUAAUACACAGAGAACUUCAGAUGCAACACGUACAGCUAGAAUUAAUAGCUGGUGUAUUUGAACGUCACAGAUUAUCAAUAACAGAAAAUUCAGUAAACUUGGAUCCAAACGAAAUAGAAGACGUUCUCUCAGACAUUUAUUUUGCUGCUCGCAAAGAAUCUAACUUUGACUUUGAUAUGGACCAUGUAACUAAGCUUGCCGUUAAUUAUAUUUUAUGUACCUUCGACAAAAAAAACACUAGAAGUAUUACAGUUUUUUCUGUUAAACUUGCUUUGAUAUUGAUGAGCUGUGGAAGAUUGCAAGAGAAGUACGGAUAUCUUUAUCAGCAGUUGGCCGAUCAUAAUGCUUGUCUCUCCCGAGCUGGUCUGCAUACAUUGUUAACUAACAUAUGUAAAAUAACAGAAAUGCUUGGAGAAAACAUGACCUAUGGAUAUCAUCUUAUUCAAUUGCAUAUUGAUAGUUGUUUUGAAAAGUCUCAAGGAUGUUUAGGAGUUACGGAAUCUGAAUUUGCUACAUGGAUUAUGCAAGAACCACCUUUACUUGUUUGGAUAACGACGUUCAAUAGAAUGAAAUCUGCAGAAAACAUUGUACAUAAUAUUAAAUGUUCUUCUUGUAAAAUAACACCGGUGCAAGGACCAAAAUACUCGUGCUUAAAGUGUACCGGCUAUCAUCAAUGUCAAGAAUGUUUUUUACUUGGUAAAACAACCAAUAAACAUAAAUUAAAACAUCCAAUACGGGAGUAUUGUGCGAAGACAUCUAAUCGCGAAGCAACAAAAUUAAUUAUUGAAUUAAUUAGAAACAAACUGAGAUUAUGUCCUUCCAAAAUGGUUAUAAUGAGCCCAGAAGAAUUGCAACAAAGUGCUGUUAGUAGCGUAACAAAGCAAUCAGAUUGCUCCACAUUAAGAAGUACAAUAAAAAGGAAAAUUUUAAGUGAUCCUCAAAAGGAAUUGCAAAGCAUUAUAACACAUUUGGAAGAAGAAAAUAAACAACUUCAAAUAGAAUUACUUGAUAUUCAAGGAGCUAGAGCCGAAAGACUUCAUCGUCAUAGAGCUACUAUCGAGUCCCAACUACAACGUUUAAAAAUAUUAAAAAAAUACUUAUUUGCAGAUCCUCCUUACGAUCCUCCACAAUUUAUUAAUCGUCUACAAAGCACGCCGAUGCUUCCACUGACUGCAAGAGUCGCAGCUUUACCUUUAGAAUUUGAAUUAAGUCCGAUAAUACGUCAAGACACUCUAGAAAGACAUUUGUCUAAUGUAGCUGAUAGGAACAAAAAACAAAUCUCAAAUAAUUUCAAUACAUCGUUAGACAAAAAUGAUACGAAUGGUCUUACUUGCAUUGAAGAAGCUUCUACAAGUUCUACGUUUGUUAAAGCACCUAGUAGCACGUGUAUAGAAUUGAGCACAUGGAUUGGAGGAAAACGAUCGGAAUUAAGUAUACCCGACAGUGGCUUUUCUCAGUGGUUAAAUAACGGAGAUCCAAAUUACAAAGACGAUAGACAAACGAAUAAACUUGUAAUAGGAAAUAUUGCUUGUAAUGAAUCACCGAUAACAAUUUCCGAUUCUCCCGUUGGACUUCAAAGAGACAAUACACCUUCUUCUUUACAACGUCCUGAUAAACAUUCGCAACACAGUAGUUUACAAAAUAUUCAAGGAGAUCUCAACGAUAUAUUAGAUAGAUUGCAAAACAUGGUUGCAAACGAUUGUUUACUGGAAGAGUCCUACGUUGUCAAUGAUAAUUGCAAAUUAAAGCGAGCAGCAACAGAAAUGGAAGAUCUGUUAACUGAUCUUAUUGAAGGCAUGGAAUCUCGUAGAACUAAACUCACUACUAACGUUUGAGAAUUUUAUAAGCAAAGAGCGGAAUAAGACACUUUCCGCAUGUCAAUGAUAAUAAUUAUAUUAUUAUUUUCCGUCCACGUUUGACUAUGAAAAACGUAAUAAUAUAAAAUUUUUAAAAUCAAGUGUAACCACCUUGUAAAAAUAAAUGAAACAGUAAAACGUUUUGAUGAAAGAUAUAUAAGAAAAUUGUUGUAUUGUAAAUACAUUUAAAUUCAAUUGAAAUGCAUUUAAAUAUACAAGAUGGUAUCACUUGAAUUAAAUUAUAAAAUAUAUAUAUGAUUAGAUUUUUGUAUAUUAUCUGCAAUAAUCGAACGAAAAAAAAAAUAUUUUAUACAAUAUUUGAAUUUACUUUAUGUAAUAUAAAAAUUGUAAAGAUUUAAUUAUUAUAAUUUACAAAAAACAAAACAAAAAAAGAUUAAAAUAAUACUGAGCAUAUUUCCCAGUCUUGCAUAUAAAACGAAAUGUCCUCCUUUAAGUUAAAAAUGUAGCGAUAAGUUAAAAAAUGAUGUACAAAAUCAUUUUCAUCGAUAUACGAUGAACAGACUAGAGUAUCAAAUAUUAUGCACUCUGUGCUAAAAUUGUCAAAUUGUAAGAAUACAAUAUCGGUACUACAUACAUUUUGUUAAAUACUGAAUAAAUAUUAAAGUAUUAUUAUACUUUUUCUGUUAACAACGUAUCCGUCAAAUACGUUAUUUUAAGGAGCCUAUAAAAGUGUAAUUUCUCUGAUGGCAAAUUGACGGUCCAUGCCAUCACACGAAUUCCUCGAUUAUGCCAUUUUUCGAUUACACGCCUAAAAAAAAAAUUAAUUGAUUUUUAAA
Messenger RNA from Polistes canadensis, 2926 nucleotides. Its product is annotated as dystrophin-related protein 2-like. The record is from RefSeq and is a predicted model, not a curated record. Bases 195 to 2108 code for a protein of 637 amino acids. Gene Ontology annotation, biological process: synaptic signaling. Gene Ontology annotation, cellular component: plasma membrane. NCBI's taxonomy places the organism in Eukaryota, Metazoa, Arthropoda, Insecta, Hymenoptera, Vespidae. The transcript has 10 exons. Gene Ontology annotation, molecular function: zinc ion binding.